Molecule: messenger RNA, 1677 nt
Organism: Insectozyma verbasci
Lineage: Eukaryota; Fungi; Ascomycota; Pichiomycetes; Serinales; Debaryomycetaceae
Source: the annotation of a GenBank genome assembly
AUGUCAGAUAAUGAAAAACAACCAACAGAAAAUUUAUCACCAAUUUCAUCGGUGGGUACUUUACAUGAUGUCGCUUUAUAUGAAUUAAAAGAUGAAGUUUUAAAUAAGAAAAUGAAAUUGAUAAAUGAUGCUAUUGAUGAAAUUGGAUUUACUCCAUAUCAUUUAAAAUUAUUUUUUCUUAAUGGGAUGGGUUAUUGGACUGAUACGCAAUUAACAUAUUUAGAGAGUUCAGUUCGUACAUUUAUAAAUUAUCAAUUUGGUUAUACAUAUCCUGUUUCAAAUGAAUUAUUAGCAGCUGGUUUGUUAGUUGGUGCAUUAACAUGGGGAUUUUCUGCUGAUUUUAUUGGUAGAAGAAUUGCAUUUAAUUGUAGUUUAAUGUUGAGUGCUAUAUUCACUAUUAUAACAGGUACUAUGAAUAAUAUGGCUUCUUAUUGUAUAUUUGUUUUUCUUAGUUGUUGGGCUGCUGGUGGUAAUUUAGUUUUAGAUACUUGUGUUUUUUUAGAAUAUCUUCCACAUAAAGAUCAAUGGUUGUUGACUUUUUUUGCCUUCUUUUGGGGUAUUGGAUCUACAAUUGCAACUGCAUUAGCUUUUGCUUUCUUACCAAAUAAUUCAUGUUCAGGUUAUGAUAAUUGUCCUUCUCAUGAAAAUAGAGGUUGGAGAUAUGUUUAUUAUACAAAUGGUUGUAUUGUUUUAGCAAUGGCAAUACUUAGAGUUACUGUUAUAAGAUUAAAAGAGACUCCGAAAUUUUUAGUCUCUAAUAAUAGAGAUGCUGAAGCUGUUGAAAUUUUACAAGAUAUUGCAACAAAAUAUAAUAGACCAUGUUCUUUGACAUUAGAAGAAUUACAAGCAUUGGGUGAAAUUGAAAUUAAUGAUGAUUAUAGAAAACACUUUAAUUUGAAAGGGCUUUGGAAAUUAAUCAAGCUGCAUUUGAAAGUUUUAUUCACCGGGAGAAAAAUGAUUAGAUCAACAACCGUUAUAUUCCUCAUGUGGUUAUUUUUAGGUAUCUCAUGGCCGUUAUAUUCAUCUUUCUUACCUGUUUAUCUAGCAACUAGAGGUGCCAAUAUUUCUGCUCCUGAUACAUAUGGAGUUUAUAGAGACAACUUAAUUUCAAAUUGUGUUUCCAUGGCUGGUCCAAUGAUUGCUGGUGGUAUGUUAUAUUUCUUUCCAUUCUUAGGUAGAAGAGGUGUUUUAUGUAUUGGUGGAUUGAUGUCCAUGGCAUUUUUAUUUGGUUAUACUCAAAUUAAAACUCGUCCUCAAAAUGUUGCUUUAUCAUCGAUAUCAUUUGCUUCAAUGUAUAUAUUUUAUCUGCUGUUAUAUGCGUAAGUGAAUAGCAAAGGGUAUAAAUAACUCCGGUGAAUCAUGGCAAAGUUGUCUUUCAAGUAUGAGUGGAAUAUUGCGGUUCCCUCGGUGUUGUUUAUCAUUACUAAUUUAAUUGUUCGUUACUAACUUGUUAUUUUUAGUUAUACCCCAGAAGCAUUCCCGUCGGUGGCUAGAGGAACUGGAAAUGCAUUGGCAGUCGCAUGUACUCGAGUAAUGACGUUGAUCGUACCUGUGAUUGCAUAUUAUUCAGACACUUCAUCAGCAGUUCCCAUAUGGAUAUGUGGUAGCUUUGUGGCUGUCAACGGGUUGUUAGCUCUUUGCUUACCUUUUGAACCUUCAAAAAAUAGGGUUGUUUAG